Messenger RNA from Talaromyces atroroseus, 729 nucleotides. RefSeq lists its product as hypothetical. Lineage: Eukaryota; Fungi; Ascomycota; Eurotiomycetes; Eurotiales; Trichocomaceae. The record is from RefSeq and is a predicted model, not a curated record. The transcript has a single exon. Gene Ontology annotation, cellular component: mitochondrion. Gene Ontology annotation, molecular function: translation initiation factor activity; ribosome binding. Gene Ontology annotation, biological process: mitochondrial translational initiation; ribosome disassembly. The coding region runs from base 1 to 729 and encodes 242 amino acids.
AUGGUAUCCCUCCGGGGCCUACCUUCGGCCUCACUUUUUCUUCGAUAUGGAUCUUUCUUCUCGCGAUACACGCCCAUUCACCGUCGAUUAUUAGGAGGACCCUGCGUCGCUGGGGGAGCCUCUCAGAUUCGAUCCGUCUUCCGCGGAGCUCUCGCUACUACAAGUGUUACCGAUACAAAAAAUGCGUCGAAGUUACCCCAGCGCUACUCACGACCUAUCAAUAGCGAGAUCGAGGCCGAUAUCAUCCAGAUCGUAAACCCAGAUGGACAGCUUGAUCUGCCGACACGGAAGUCGAAUAUACUUCUUUCUAUGCGACGCAGCGAACAAGUUCUUGUCCAACUAGACCCUGGGUCUAUCCAUCGGCCCGCCGUGUGCAAGCUUAUGUCGUUAAACGAGUUUCGGGAGCAGGAGCGAACAAAAGAGAAGGCCUCAAGGAUGGCCAAGCACACGGCGAAAACAUCAACCAAACAGAUUGAGCUGAACUGGUCUAUUGAUCUACACGAUCUCUCACAUCGUUUGAAGAAGAUAUCUUCUUUUAUUGAUAAAGGCCGGACAGUGGAAAUUAUUUUGACAAGAAAAAGGGGGAAACGUAUGGCUACGGCCGAAGACAUCAAACAACUGAUGGACCGCAUUAGAGCUGCCAUUGAGGAAGCCAACGCGCACCAGGCAAAACCAAUGGAUGGGGAAAUUGGGAAAACACUCACUAUCACCAUUGAAAAGAAAAAUUGA